ACCCUUCCCAUUGAAGAAUGACGACUUCCUUUCGCGAGCAAUGUUAAAGGCGUCAUAUCCGUUAAAAACAACAAUAAAGGAAGUCCUCGGUGUUGCUAUGGAGGGCUCCAAGUCCUCUAGUACUACCAUGCAGGUCAGCUUCGUGUGUCAGCGCUGCAGUCAGCCUCUCAAGCUGGACACAUCCUUCAAUGUGCUCGACCGUGUCACCAUCCAGGAACUUAUUGCUCCUCUGGUCACAGUGACACCAAGCAAGCAGACAGAAAGCAAUGAGGGGGAAAGGGCUCCAGAGGAAACCUUUAUGGAAACAAAGCAAGAUGGCGUCGCAAGAAAAUACAUCCCUCCUGCAAGGAUGAUGUCCACAGAGAGCGCCAACAGCUUCACUUUGAUUGGAGAAGCGUCGGACGGGGGCACCAUGGAGAACCUCAGUCGGAGGCUGAAGGUGACCAGUGAUCUGUUUGACAUCAUGUCGGGCCAGACCGACGUAGACCACCCGCUGUGCGAGGAGUGUACAGACACCCUGCUAGACCACCUGGACACGCAGCUCAACAUCACAGAGAAUGAGUGCCAGAACUACAAGAACUGCCUGGAGCUGCUGUCCCAGCUGCAGGAGGACGAGGAGGACAGCCUGUUGCUGGAACUCCAGAAACUGGGCGAGGAGGAGGAGUCACUGGUGGGGGAGUUGGAGGCGGUGGAAGAGCAGAGGGCUGCCGUGGCUGAGGACCUGGUCCAGGGACGCAGCCAUUCCCAGCAGCUAGACACUGAGGAACUGCAGUACCAGAAGGAGUACAGUGAGUUCAAGCGGCAGCAGCUGGAGCUGGAUGACGAGUUGAAGAGUGUGGACAACCAAAUGCGCUACUGCCAGAUCCAACUGGACCGCCUGAAGAAGACCAACGUCUUCAACGCCACCUUCCACAUCUGGCACAGUGGCCAGUUUGGCACUAUCAACAACUUCCGUCUGGGCCGACUACCCAGUGUCCCCGUAGAGUGGAAUGAGAUCAACGCCGCCUGGGGUCAGACCGUGCUACUGCUCCACGCCCUCGCCAACAAGAUGGGGCUACGCUUCCAGAGAUACCGCCUGGUCCCAUAUGGAAACCAUUCUUACCUGGAGUCACUUACAGACAAGUCCAAGGAGCUACCACUGUACUGUUCAGGGGGCCUACGCUUCUUCUGGGACAACAAGUUUGACCAUGCCAUGGUGGCCUUCCUGGACUGUGUGCAGCAGUUCAAGGAGGAGGUGGAGAAGGGAGACACGGGAUUCUGCCUGCCCUACAGGAUGGACGUGGAGAAGGGCAAGAUUGAGGACACGGGUGGCAGCGGUGGCUCCUACUCCAUCAAGACCCAGUUCAACUCGGAGGAGCAGUGGACCAAGGCACUCAAGUUCAUGUUGACCAACCUCAAGUGGGGCCUGGCGUGGGUGUCAUCUCAGUUUUACAAUCGAUAGAGGAGGAAGAUGAGGACUUAUCCUGGGUGUGAAAACCAACAUUUCCUCACAAUGUGUGAAUCUCAAAAGUUCCUCUCCUUGGAUCUUCUCCUACAAUGCUCUCCUUGCUUCCCUAAGAUGUUUUGAGAGGGUUGGGAGAAGACUGGAGAAAUGACUUUUGAGAUUCACCACUGGUGUGAGUUCCAAUCCAAUAAGUCUUGUUUCCUUGUUUGAUUUCCAUAUUGACCAUUUGAAAGGACAAGAUAAAAACGGUUAAAUUAUACACAUUCAAGUCCAGCUAGACUAGUAGGUGUUAUGAAGGGAGCUAUCUGAGGCUUUUGGAGCACAUCCCAGGAUUGCAUCCUAAUAGUAGCUAAGUGGCUUCUGGUUGUCUCUUUUCCUUCUUAUACACAGAUCUUAUGACACUGGAUAGGUGAAAGCAUCAGAUGUUUCCAGUUGACCUGUUCAGUUCUUAAAGAUCAGUACAAAUGAAGGGAAGGGAGACCAGGAGAGAAGGACACGUUGAACUACUGAGAUGCAGCACUGGAAUGGGUUCUUAUUAUGUAUCACAUGCUUCUUACUUUGCUCCAGAAGCAAAACUGGAGUGGCACGAAUCUGGUUUUCUGCCUAUUUUUUUCAAUUAGUUUGUGUCUUUCUGAGGUUUAACUCCACUCUAGCCACUGAAUAAUAUACAUUGUGCAUGUUUUAAUAGUUUUUAUUUUACUGUGCUGAUAAGGUAAAACAUUUUUUAAUUUCACCAAGCGUUGGAACAGCAUUGGAACGCUUGUCUUGUCUGUACCCACUCGCAGUGCGCACCAAGUAUCUACCGAAAGCUUUGGCGUCAACAAGUCAAUCCUUUUACUACAAGAGACUGCUUGGUGUGGAUUAAAUGUAGACAGGGAGGCUUGUGGCAGUAUUUAAUGCCCAUAUCAAUGUGUUGAUUGUUUUCUUUUACCCAUAUGAACAUGCCAAUGAUAAUGGACCCACACAGAACGCUUUAAGUAAAAGGAUAUUUACAAUUCUAACAUUUGUAAAAAAUAAAUAUAUAUAAAUAAGUA
Coregonus clupeaformis (lake whitefish) is the source of this 2478-nucleotide messenger RNA. Its product is annotated as beclin-1. Bases 41 to 1441 code for a protein of 466 amino acids. NCBI's taxonomy places the organism in Eukaryota, Metazoa, Chordata, Actinopteri, Salmoniformes, Salmonidae. The record is from RefSeq and is a predicted model, not a curated record. Gene Ontology annotation, biological process: autophagy; autophagosome assembly; cellular response to nitrogen starvation. Gene Ontology annotation, cellular component: phosphatidylinositol 3-kinase complex, class III, type I; phagophore assembly site; phosphatidylinositol 3-kinase complex, class III, type II. The transcript is spliced from 11 exons.